GCCCAACAUUCAAUGGAGAUCAUGACGGCACCUCCGUCGUCUACAGGGGUAAAGAAAUUGAUUUGUCGUGUGUGUCAGAAAGGAUUCACCAAGGCUGAGCAUCUUCGAAGGCAUGAGCGUUGUCCCGAAUCAUCUGUGUUUUCAAUUUACCGAUUCCGAAGAAAUCCGUCGGCUGACCGGAAGAUAAUCACAGAUACCGGAUCUAAGCCCUAUGUCUGCAAGGAGUGUCACAGGCCUUUUGCCCGGCAAGAUGCUCUUACUCGCCAUGAGAAGUUGCAUCUGCGUGACUUGAGCGCAAAAGAUAGUCCUGCGUCUGCGUCAGUCUCUGUUCCACCAUCGGCGUCCAUAGAAUCUAUGGCUUCGUGGGAAUCGAGUAGUGCGUCCACGGCGGGCCCAGCCUCAACGUCGGCCACUAGUCGAUCUUGGGAUGAGCAGCAGUUAGGCAAUCACCCGGAUAUGCACAAUGUUGCAUCCGAUCUAGAUUUUGCCUUGGUUUGGCCAGACUCAGAGAACCUGUUCCAGAGUUUGAUGUCCUCGAACAAUACAGAUCAAUGGCAGAUGCCUUUAGGAACUCUGCCAUUUCCACCGGUUGUCCAAGAUAUCAAUGGUAUGAACUUUGGAUCACCAAACUCUUUCGAUGAUCGGAGUCCAUCGGUCGGAGUGAUCCCGUCCGGAGGAGGUCAUCAGGCCGUCCGAGAUGUAACGGAAAUGGUCACUAGCUCGUCUUCGAGUGUCACUGCUGCUGUCAAAGCCACAUCCAUAACAUCAGUCUUCCUGGAUGAGUGUCUUCACAUGUUCUUUGUCCGUUUCAUUCCUACAUUUCCCAUAUUACAUCGCGCCACCUUCGUGUUUCGAGAAUGCACCCAUGCGUUGCUAUUGAAUGCUAUUGCUAUUGGCUCAUUGUAUCUCGGCCCAAGCGAUGCCGUAGCCAAAGGUGAGGCAUUAUGGCGAUUGGCACACACUGCUGUCGCCACCUCAUGGCAAUCUUUAAUCACUCAUAAUGGGCCGUAUGAUGCCUGCAAGGGUGUACAACUGAUGAUCACGGCAUUGCUCGGCCAGAUCUAUGGUGCAUUGUCUAAGAAUCGUGCGAUCCGCACUACAAGCCAGGUCUUCCGACCAUUAGGCUUUUUCUGGGCUCGUCAUUGUGGAAUGUACGACAGCGAAUCUUACUCUAUGGAGAACCUGCCUUCCACUGAUGCCCCAGCGGCGGAAAAGCAGCACCAAUGGCGCAUUUGGGCCGCAAGAGAGAUUCAACAGCGUGCUCUUCUAGCUUAUUACGUGCUUGAUGGCCUUGUUGCCCAAAUGUCCGGUGAUGGUGCAUCUGCUCGACAUGUCUCAAACCCAUUAAGUUUGCCUAGUAGUGAGGCGGCUUUUAAUGCAGGUAGUCCUGAUGAGUGGCUGGUCCACAUGCAUUCCCAAAAACCUGAUCAAUCUUCCUUUCGAGUCGUCUUCCGUUCUCUCUUUCCACCCGUUGGCAAUUUCAGAGCACUAGAUUACCAGUUCUCUGCAUUUGCCCUGCGGGUCGUGCUGGAGGGUCUUCAAUCACUAAUUUCCGACUGCGAUGAGCACGACCUGGCGGUUGGAGUCCCCGGCCGGUCCGACGUACGUCGAGCUCUGGCCCAAGUCCAUGAGACUAUUUCUAUGAGCAUUCAUUUCUCUGCUGCGGAGCGGCUUGAAAUACUUCUACGCUGGCACACAGUCUGUUUGGAUACCAUGAUCAACUCCACCGUUCUUUCCCGCCACGUUUGCUCUCGCUAUAAUAUUCCUCAGCACGUCUCCGGCGGUUGUCGAACCGCGCGGCCCGGUUUUGAUGUGAUUAAAUGGGCUGAUACAGAGGAUGCGAAACGCGCAGUUCUUCAUGCGGUCGCCAUUCAAGAUAUUAUUGAGCAGCUACCUCGAGGACGUGCUCAUGUAAUUCAUAUGCCAGGCUCUCUCUUUGCCGCAGCUACUAUCUAUUUCGUGUUCUCUCUUGCGGGGGCGGCUACUGUGAACCUCCCCCGGACGAUCGUCUGGCAAGAUGCUCUUCUCUCACACUCUGAUCUUCAUCUUGGUCAUGAUGACAUUCGUCCACAAUCCGGCUCAGAGACCCGGCGAUUUGUCGAGACAGACCAAGGCAUUUCUUCCAAUCCAAACGGCGGGGCUGUUCGUAAUCUUCUAUACGAGUUGAACUCUAUUCAGAAGCUGUUCCGAUGCCUCUCGUCACAAUGGGGAAUUGCUCGUGAUAUGGAGAAUAUUAUUGACGAAUGGAUUCAAUUCUGUCAUUAA
Penicillium malachiteum is the source of this 2265-nucleotide messenger RNA. RefSeq lists its product as uncharacterized. Gene Ontology annotation, cellular component: chromatin. Lineage: Eukaryota; Fungi; Ascomycota; Eurotiomycetes; Eurotiales; Aspergillaceae. Gene Ontology annotation, molecular function: zinc ion binding; RNA polymerase II cis-regulatory region sequence-specific DNA binding; DNA-binding transcription factor activity, RNA polymerase II-specific. The transcript is spliced from 4 exons. The record is from RefSeq and is a predicted model, not a curated record. Gene Ontology annotation, biological process: regulation of transcription by RNA polymerase II; DNA-templated transcription. The annotation marks the transcript as partial.